This is a messenger RNA of Acanthopagrus latus (yellowfin seabream), 3520 nucleotides long. RefSeq names its product proline rich 35 (gene prr35). The transcript has 5 exons. The record is from RefSeq and is a predicted model, not a curated record. Bases 846 to 3059 code for a protein of 737 amino acids. NCBI's taxonomy places the organism in Eukaryota, Metazoa, Chordata, Actinopteri, Spariformes, Sparidae.
UGGAUGCUCCUAUAAUCGGACACUUUACGUGAAUACAAAGAGGCUCAAUUAAACUCUUAAUUGUCUCCGCUUCCGGUUCCAUCUUAUUUAGAAAACAAUAAAAACGCGCUCCAGCCUCCGUCACGAGGACAAACCACCAGCAACCCAAACCUUUGCCAAUACUGUGGAAGUUGUUGCAUUGCAUCCUGGCUGCAAGGUGGAGACCGCGUUUGACAAUCCAAGAGGGGGGAGAGAGGGAGGAGAGGAGGGGAGGGAGGAGAGGAGAGGGGGGAGCUGCUGUAUUGUAGCGCCUGCGGGCAAUGCUCCCAGUCAAUAUAUAUCUCCACAGUCGCUCCUGCGCUCCUAUUUGAGCGGGACGCGCUGCCCUCUCAGUGCCGCUGCAGAGGAGUGACAGCCAGCCUCACCGGGACGCGCUCUCCCCCUCUCUCCAGAUGACCAGCUCAUCAUCCCGACAACCAUCUUAGGCGUCCAUGCUACCCUCAGCCAGGCUGCGUUGCGCCCUUAGCCGCCCUCCGAGGGUCCAGCCCUAAACUCAAGCAGGAGUGCUGUGAGGGGCCCCUUGCACAGGUGCAGAGCCCCCUAUGACGGGCUCAUUUUUGCCCCCCAGCCCUGGACCCUGCUAGCCACUGGUACUGCAGUGGAACUAAUGAGUAGUGGCAGGUACAGUGAGAACAGAGCAGCGAGGGCCUCCCUGCAGUUAGAUUCAAGAAAUGCUCGUCUUCAUCGACCAAACUGAGGAAAGACUCCUGUGAAAUGCACCCUGGCACAAAAGAGAGAACACCUAACAGUCUAUCUUGAAUUGAUCAUCCUUUUAAAACGAUCUUUAUAAAUAUCAAGACUUAAUCAUGUCCAAGGACGACGCUUGUAAGGUGACGUCAGCAAACGGCAGCAAACACAAGGAGCGCAAGCCCAAGAAACCUCACUACAUUCCCCGGCCAUGGGGUAAACCCUACAACUACAAAUGCUUCCAGUGCCCCUUCACCUGCAUGGAGAAGUCCCACCUGUACAACCAUAUGAAGUACAGCCUGUGCAAGAACUCCCUCUCCCUGCUCAUAGAGUCGGACUGGCCGUAUAAAAAGGGCAACAUCCUGCACCCGGAGCAGCUUCGACCCUUUCAGCAGGCGCAUGGCCUUCAAGCUGCCGGGAAAGAUCAGCUAGAACAGGUAACGGGGACCGAGGAGAGGCAGAGGAAACAAAGAGACAUGGAGGAGGAAGGUGAGGACAGGGAAAGCCAGGGAGCGGAAGAUGAGGAAGAAGGAGGAAGAGGAGAGGCGGUAGUGGUCACGAGGGAGAGCUCGAGUAACAGCAGAGGAGACGGCGCAGAGAUCCCUGCCAAGAAACCCAAACAGCCAGAGUCGGAGCUUCUGAUGGCUGACGUGCUUUCCCUGGAAGAUCAGCUUCUACGAGCGCGAUCAAUCGAGGUAGAAGCCCAGCUCAAACACUAUAAGCUGUCCAAGACGUGCCUGACAGCACCCGGCCUGCUGUCGGAGCAGUGGCGGCUCUUGUCGUCGAGCCACACUAAGGCCAAAGCUGAAGGUGCUCAGUCCAGAGUGAGCGGUUCAAUCCCCUGUUACCCUCCUCCACCGAACCUGGUGGAUUACCAGGAUCCCACUGGACUCAACCUGUCAAUGCUCGGGGUUGGCUACCCCAUCAGCCCCAGCCUCUUCUCCUACAUGAACUCUGCCAUUCCCACAGCUGCAACAGGUGUCGCCGCCCAGACUCACGCACAACUCGCCCAGCUCCCCUUCCUGGCUUCGGCUGCUCAGCUGAUGCACCCGGCCUCCAGCACCAUCACGGACAGAGCUCUUAUCCCCCCUCGUCUCUACUACCCCUUCCUGUGUGAGCACACGUUCGGACCAGCCUCCAGUCAGAGUGACGCUGGUAAAGUGCUCAAGACGUCCCCGAACAGUCUAGAAGCGAGCUCCCUGUCUGGAUUCCAGCCAAAAUUGAAUCUGUGGAAAGUGCCUGCUCUGCGGCCGGGGACCACCGCAGCCUCCCCUGCUGGCUGGGUGUCACCUCAGAGAGACUCCCCUGAUCAGGGCUACCGGCUGGGGGAGAAACUUCAGAGUACAGCCAAGGAAGGUAAAGCGAGUUGGGGCCUCAAGAGGACAGGGGCCCCACUGGGGAACCAUGAGACUCCUACGGAGAAGAAGCCGGCCAUGGGUUUCACUUUGGACCUCCUGAAAAACAUUCAGACUGCAUCGACUCUUAAUAUGGCAGCAGACAAACUUCUCUUCCAUGGCAGUUUACAGGAUGCUCAGCUUCAGUCCCGGCCCACUGAACUCUGGUACAACGAUCCUCUCAGCAGUCCCACCAGUGAAACAUCUUCUCUUCCUUCCUCUGGAGGAACCAAUUCCCAGGAAUCCUCUGCAGCCCGGACAACAGGGGAGGGAGCUUCAGAGUCAGUGGCUGCCCUCCUCAGUGACCUCUCCAAGGCUUUGCAGGAGUACCAGGAGGCUGAACGCAAGAUCUCCCACCUGGAGAAGGAGGACCUUCCCGCCCAACGCCACCUUUGGGAACACCUCAGCAAAAUCCGCAGCGAGCUCUCCCACAUCCACCUGGCGUUAGAGCGAACGGCCCGACAGAGCGAAGGGCCUCUUGACCUGUCAGUGAAGAGGGGCUUGUCCGAUUCAGUCGGUGACCACGGCACGGGGGAGGACUGCAGCUUUAAAGACAACACAACAGAGACGGAGGAGGAGGAGGAGGAAAUGGAGGAUAAAAAGGAGGAGGAAGAGAACGAGAGAAAGGCGAUAAAGGCUUCUUUAGAGAGUCGGAAGCAGUCGUUGGACAUGCUGAUCAAGAUGAGUCAGGCGUCAGUGGUGAGCGCAGAGGUGCUCUCUCCUGGUGGUCUUGGCAUGAGGCCCAGCUCUGCUGAGGCCCUGUGGCCGAGCAGGACCACCAAGUGUGAGGCGGACUCCAGCGUCCUGCUGUGCCCUGACGGCCGAUCUGUCGUGUUCACCGACAUCCCAUCCUCAGUCAAAACCCCAAAGAGACCCCCAUCUAUACAGCGACUAGAAGCCCAGUGUCCUUUGAGCCCUCUGACUGCCACUGACAAUUAAACUCAUGUUCUUCAUACAGUAAUUCAAAUGCAGUUUUCUUUAUUAUUACUGGCAUGUCUUUGAUUUUCACUGACCGGGUGAGGACUGUCACUGUUUUUCUUAGUUUAACUUCACACAAACCUCAAAUGUUUUGCACCUUAUAUAUAGAGAAUGAAUGAAAAUAUUCGAAAGAAAAGUCUUACAAAUGCACUACGGACAUUGAUUGUUACAAUAAGAUUCUUCUGAAAAAACAACAUCAGCGCUUAUUAUAAUUUCCAACAGGAUCGUUUGAACAGUUAAGUCUAUUAAAACCAUGUGGAGAGACAAUCCUCUGAAUGGAUUUGUACAUGUUGUAAAUACAGUAAAUGUAAGUAAAAUGUUUUAAAAGGUAAAUGGUUUUAUAUGGAUGAUGUCAUGUUGGACUGCAUCAUUUCACUUGAUGACGAUAAAUUGUAUUAUACACGUUGUAUUUCUUUGAAUAA